AUGGAAAAAUGGUUUCGACUACCAACUAUAGCCCAGCCUAUUAUCUUUCUUAGGAAUUCAGCUUCCGGCAGAGUUUCGUUAUAUCGCCAUUUGUCAUUGCGCAAAAUAGUUUCGCGUAACAACUUCAAGCAAGAUUAUGGUGUUAUUCAGAAUGCAAUUCUAAAUGAAACGACCUACUUUAAAACGUUAGGAAUAGGUGAUGAUUCCAAAGUACCAACAUUUGAUAUCGAUUCGGGUCAGUUACGUAGUAAUUAUCUGAAGCUUCAACAACUUGUUCAUCCUGACAGAUAUGGCAACAAAGACGAAGCAACUGAAUCAGAAUCGCUGGAAGAUCCUGAAUUAUUAAUGAAAAUAUUAGAUGCUAGAGAACGUCUGGAAGAAGCUAUUGAUGAAGAUGAAGCAAAAAACAUCAAAAAUGAAAGCGAAGCGAAAAUUAAUGAAAUUAUAACAGAGCUUUCGCGGGCGUUUAAAUCUAACGAUUUGGUUCAAGCGAAAAAAUUGACCGUGAAGCUUCAAUAUUGGUAUAACAUACGAGAUGCAGCUAUUGGAUGGGAACAGGGAAAACCGAUUGAUAUUCAUCAUUAA
This is a messenger RNA of Cetraspora pellucida, 585 nucleotides long. NCBI's taxonomy places the organism in Eukaryota, Fungi, Glomeromycota, Glomeromycetes, Diversisporales, Gigasporaceae. The record is from the annotation of a GenBank genome assembly.